Molecule: messenger RNA, 1823 nt
Organism: Cynara cardunculus var. scolymus (artichoke)
Lineage: Eukaryota; Viridiplantae; Streptophyta; Magnoliopsida; Asterales; Asteraceae
Product: beta-glucosidase 44-like
Exons: 11
Coding region: 153-1655 (500 amino acids)
Biological process (GO): carbohydrate metabolic process
Molecular function (GO): beta-glucosidase activity
Source: RefSeq, a predicted model, not a curated record
AUCAUAACCGUUUGUUUUUUUUAACAAUUUUAUCCUCUCUUUUUCCACGAAACAAUUAUGAAAAAAAAAAAAAAAACUAUACAUAGCAUUAUCCUUCACCCAAUUCAACUAUAAAUAGGAAGAGGUUGCCAUUGCUCUCCUGAGAAGCAGAAAUGAUGAGAAGGCUAUUGCCUAUACUCGCAGUGGUGUUGGUUUUCGUGGCUGUGGUGGGUGGUUCAACCCACACAACGGAAGUAAGCCGGAAAAGCUUUCCGAAAGGGUUUGUGUUCGGAACGGCCACAUCGGCUUAUCAGGUGGAAGGCAUGGCUCUUAAAGAUGGAAGAGGACCAAGCAUUUGGGAUCAGUUCAUCAAGACUCCUGGACUUGAACCAAAUAAUGCUACUGGAGAAGUCACGGUGGAUCAGUAUCAUCGAUACAAGGAAGAUAUUAAUCUGAUGGCAAACCUCAACUUCGAUGCGUAUCGCUUCUCCAUUUCAUGGUCUCGAAUAUUUCCAAAGGGAACAGGAAAGGUGAACCCGAAAGGAGUUGCUUACUAUAACCGUUUAAUUGACUACAUGCUUGAGAAAGGUAUUACCCCAUAUGCCAAUCUCAAUCACUAUGACCUUCCACUGGUCCUUGAAGAAAAGUAUCUGGGAUGGUUGGGCCAUCAAGUUGUGAAAGAUUUCGCUGAUUACGCAGACUUCUGUUUCAAGACAUUCGGGGACAGGGUGAAGAAUUGGAUGACGUUUAAUGAGCCUAGAGUGGUGGCUGCCCUUGGAUACGACAAUGGGUUUUUCGCUCCAGGACGGUGCUCCAAGGCAUACGGAAAUUGCACAGCUGGGAAUUCUGCAACGGAACCAUACAUUGUCGCCCACAAUUUGAUCUUAAGUCAUGCCGCUGCUGUUCAAAGAUACCGACAAAAGUAUCAAGAAACACAGAAUGGACGUAUCGGGAUCUUGUUGGACUUUGUUUGGUAUGAACCUCUCACACGAUCAAAAGCCGACAAUGAUGCUGCUCAAAGAGCAAGAGACUUUCAUCUUGGAUGGUUCUUGCAUCCUCUUGUAUAUGGUGAAUAUCCCAAGACAAUGCAAAACAUUGUGAAGGAUCGUCUACCCAAAUUCACGAACCAAGAGGUGAAAAUGGUGAAGGGAUCUUUCGAUUAUGUUGGGAUAAACCAAUAUACUACUUAUUACAUGUAUGAUCCACAUCAAAAGCCACCAAAACACCUGGGCUACCAGAUGGACUGGAAUGCAGGAUUUGCUUUUGCGCGUAAAGGCGUACCAAUUGGUCCACGGGCAUAUUCAUACUGGCUGUACAAUGUACCAUGGGGUCUACACAAAGCCCUCACUUAUGUUAAACAACAUUAUGGGAACCCGACUGUUAUUCUGGCUGAAAACGGCAUGGAUGAUCCAGGUAAUAUAACCCUUGCUAAUGGUUUAGUUGAUCACACAAGGAUCAAUUACUACAAGGGUUAUUUGGCUGCAUUGAAACAAACAGUUGAUGAAGGAGCAAAUGUGAUAGGCUACUUUGCAUGGUCACUGCUCGACAAUUUUGAGUGGAGAUUAGGGUACACUUCAAGAUUUGGCAUCGUUUACGUUGAUUUCAAGACUCUCAAGAGAUACCCCAAGAUGUCUGCCUAUUGGUUCAAGAAAAUACUAGGCCCAAAUAAGCAUUAGUCUUAUCUAAGUUUAGUUAACGCAUCAGCAACGAUGAAAUAAAUUGGCAACAAUAUAUAAGUUGUACUAAAUGGCUGCAAAUUCGAAAGUUUCGCUCAAUAUAAGUACUUAUCUACGCACUUUGUUUGUAACAUGACAUAAGGCAAAGGGAUUUCGGGUUUAAAGCCA